CCCCCUCCUCCCCCGUACGCCGCUCAAACAUCCCCUGCUAUCCCUUCGCCAAACCCGCUUUCAAUCCUACUCUGCCCUCCCACCCCGCUGGCUCACGUCCCUCCGCCCGCGCCUCGGGAAAUGCAUAACCUUCGGCCUGUCCCCCGCACAAACCCACGAAGCGGGGUCUAUACUGCAAGAAGUGAGUAGCGAUUGGCGCGAGCUGUUGGCUGGGAGUGAAGGGUUCUUGACGAGUAAGGAGUAUCGGGGGUUGUACAGGCAGGAAGUGGUUUGGGGAGAGAUGGUAAGCAUGACAUGUCAAUAACGUCAUGUACAACCGGUACGCCGAGUCUGCGCGGGUCAACUGGACACGCAACUUUGCGGCGAGUGAUAGGAAGCAUGAGAAGCAAUGGAUGGAGCUCAUUACGCCAAAGAGUGUGGGGUUGAUUUUGAGAAGUAUAACGACAGAUUAUAAGUUUCCCAUGAAAUGGCCAGACAGAAUCACGGUCCUCCACAAGCUCCGGACGAAGCCCGCUACCGACGCUGAUCACUUCAUUCUCGACGUUCUGAUCCUGUCUGAAGUCCAUCGUCGGCCAGCAGCGCGGUGUGUCGAAGACAUUGUCGUCUACGAUUAUACCAAGGCGAAGAAGUCUGCUCUACCACCGUUUAUGGUUGAUAAAUUCAGAGAGACGUUUGCCUUGCAGGAGCAGGCAAAGGAAAAGAAUGGAAAGAGGGUGCAGGACUUGCUAGACAGAGUGAGGAGGUUGGAACAGGAAAGCUGGGAUAGAGAAGGUGCAGUAGAGGACAUGGGGAGUGCGACCUAGAACCGAUAUCCGGGCAACUGACGAGAUGGAGCACGAUACGACACCGAGAGAAGGGAAACCUUUGUGUAUCGGUCCUCGUUAAUGCUUCAUGCCUCGGUUCGAACCAUUUCGAAA
Parastagonospora nodorum SN15 is the source of this 917-nucleotide messenger RNA. RefSeq lists its product as hypothetical. Lineage: Eukaryota; Fungi; Ascomycota; Dothideomycetes; Pleosporales; Phaeosphaeriaceae. The record is from RefSeq and is a predicted model, not a curated record. The transcript has 4 exons. Bases 309 to 803 code for a protein of 164 amino acids.